AGGUGGGGGAAGUGUCUUUGGCAUAGUGGGGUCUAGGAGGUUGUGAGCCCCCCGAAAAAGGAUUUGUGGGUGCCCUUGGAGGGGUGGGUGUCUCUUCUUGGGGACAUGGAGCUCCCAGUGGCCCCAGUUCCUGGGUGUGCAGAGUGGAUGCAAGAGACCCAAAUUUACCCCUACGGUGUUGUGUCUGUGUGUCCUCAAAGUUUCUGGGACACCCCAGAGUGUCUCUCCACCAUGGACCCUUUGGAUCACUGAGCUUUGAGUGGAAAGGGGGAGGUUGGUGCUGUCCCCCCAGAGUGGGCUCCCCACACAGCACUGGGCACCCUCGAACUGGCAGUGGGGUCCUCAUGCCAGCACACACUGGGUUCCCCCCCGGCACUGGGUAACCCCGCCAGCAAUGGGUGUCCCCUCUGGCUCUCGAUGUCACCCCCCUCGCUCCCAGUGCAGGACCUGGGACAGUACUGGGAGCUGCUGGAUGUUACCAGAAUGGUGCAGGUGAGAUACUGGGAGCUCCUGGGGGAUAGCAGAGGACUGGGGGACUCUGCUUCUGCAGUUGGUGGGGCUGUGGGGAUACUGGGAAGAUUCUGAUUAUGGAGGGACUAGGGGAAUUGGGGUCUCAUUCUGGGGAGUGGGUGGUAUUGAGAGUGUCACUAUGGCAGAGGGGGGGCGCAUUGGGAGUGUCAGGGGUGCUGGGGCUACCGGGGAGGGAGCACCGGAGGUCCGGUCUGGGGGUGAGCCCGGGGGCGGUACCAAUGGUGCGUGGUGUACCAGCGUCUGGAGGCAGCCUCGGGGGCAAUCCCAGGGCAGUAGCGGUGGUCUCAGGGCGAUCCCGGGGCUGAUCCUUGGUACCGGCAUCCGGGGGGCACUGGGGAUGGGGAGGCAGCACUGGACUUCCUCGGACUGAUGCCGGGGAUCUGGGGGUGAUGCGGGGAUCUGAGAGCUAUCCUGGGGACAAUACCAGUGGUCCGAGGCGGUACCGGGAAUGGUGAGGCGGCCCCGCGGGCGAUGCGGGGGAGGUGGCAGCGGUCAGGGGAGGUAUAAGGGAUUUGGCGUUGAUCCCGGAGCGAUCCCGGGAAUCUGGUGGGAAUCCCGGGGACAGUACCGGGCUUCCAGGGGGGAACCGGGCUGUGGAGACGGCGCUGGGGUUGAUGCUGGGGCCAUCCCGGAGAUCUGGGGGCGUUUCCGAGCGGAGCCGGAGGGGGUCCCGCGAGCCCGGGAGCUACCGGGGAUUUGGAAGCGGGCCCAGGAGGCAGCUCCUGGACAGGGACACGUUCUCCAAGUCGGACCCAAUCUGUGUGCUGUACACGCAGCGCCCUGGCAGCCACCAGUGGCGGGAGUUUGGCCGGACCGAGGUCAUCGACAAUUCCCUGAAUCCUGACUUCCUGCACAAGUUUGUCCUCGAUUAUUGCUUUGAGGAGCGGCAGAACCUGCGCUUUGACCUGUAUGAUGUGGACUCCAAGAGCCCCGACCUCUCCAAGCAUGAUUUUCUGGGCCAAGCAUUCUGCACCCUGGGGGAGAUCGUGGGCUCAGCUGGCAGCCGCCUGGAGAAGCCCCUGACGAUGGGGACAGCCACCAAGCACCCCCGGGGCAGGAGACCUGCCCCGGCUGCCUCCCAUGAUGGCAUUCCGGGGAAGAAGUGCGGUACCAUCAUACUCCUUGCUGAAGAGUUGGGAAACUGCCGGGAUGUGGCCACACUUCAGUUCUGCGCCAACAAGCUGGAUAAGAAGGAUUUCUUCGGAAAAUCUGACCCCUUCAUGGUCUUCUACCGCAGCAAUGAAGACGGGACUUUCACCAUCUGCCACAAGACGGAAGUGGUGCGGAAUACACUGAACCCCAUCUGGGCAGCCUUUGCCAUUCCUGUGCGUGCCCUCUGCAAUGGGGACCGUGACCGAGCCAUCAAGGUGGAGGUAUAUGACUGGGACCGUGAUGGCAGCCAUGACUUCAUUGGGGAGUUCACCACCAGCUACCGGGAGCUGUCACGAGGCCAGAGCCACUUCAACGUGUACGAGGUGGUGAACCCCCGGAAGAAGAUGAAGAAGAAGAAGUACCUGAACUCGGGGACAGUGACACUGCUGUCCUUCGCUGUAGAGGCCGAGCACACCUUCCUGGACUACAUCAGGGGCGGGACCCAACUCAACUUCACAGUGGCCAUAGACUUCACGGCAUCCAAUGGGAACCCCUCGCAGCCUACAUCCCUGCACUACCUGAGCCCCUUCCAGCUGAAUGCCUACAGUCUGGCACUGAGGGCCGUGGGGGACAUCAUCCAGGACUACGACAGUGACAAAAUGUUCCCAGCCCUUGGCUUUGGUGCCAAGGUCCCCCCGGAUGGGCACGUGUCCCACGAGUUCCCACUGAAUGGGGAUGCAUCAAACCCAGCGUGCCAUGGCAUUGCGGGGGUGCUGGAGGCAUAUCAGCGCAGCCUGCGCCAUGUCCAGCUCUACGGCCCCACCAACUUUGCCCCUGUCGUCAACCAUGUUGCCCGCUCAGCGGCCACGGUGCUGGACGGAUCCCAGUACUUUGUCCUCCUCAUCAUCACCGAUGGUGUCAUCUCUGACAUGGCCCAGACCAAGGAGGCCAUUGUCAAUGCUGCCAAAUUGCCCAUGUCCAUUAUCAUCGUGGGGGUUGGCCAGGCAGAGUUCGAUGCCAUGGUGGAGCUGGAUGGGGAUGACAUCCGCAUCUCUUCCCGUGGGAAAGUGGCUGAGCGUGAUAUCGUCCAGUUUGUUCCAUUUCGUGACUACAUGACGGGGGGUCCUGGCGCGGGGCUGAGCAUGGCAGGGCUGGCACGAGAAGUCCUCGCCGAGAUUCCCGACCAACUCCUCUCUUACAUGAAGGCACGGGGCAUAAAACCACCCCCCCAUCCCUCCCAUGUCCCCUGAAACCCUCUCACCCUGACUGCCCGCUCCCAACACACCAUGUCCCUUCAUCCUACCCCAGGACCCUCUAUCUAGGGAUCAAAGGCAGCCAUACUCUGUCAGGGACCUGAGACUGGAGGUCCCUCUCCUCCUUUCCACAACCUUGUGGUUCCCUCCCCAAUCCGGGUUCCCACCACCACACCCAUAAACCAGCUUUUGGGUUUCUUGGGGAAAUUUGGAUGGUGUUGCCUGAGCAUUCUUGGCUAUGGGACUGCCCCCUAUACCCAUCCAGGACUGUCCUGCCCCCAAAAAAGUAGCAGGGGGUCUUCAGCAGCCUGACCAGAAAGCUGGGGUGUGCAGGAGCCUCCACCAAAUGUGGAGUGCCCCCCUAGUGUGAUGCAUGACCCCUCCUCACCUCACCAGCCUCCCCAAAUCCAUGGUUCCCCUGCAUUUCCUGGGCUGAUCCCAGUGGGGUCCCCAGUGUUUUUGGUGUUCCCCCUUGCUGUGUUGCAUGUGUCCAUGUAUUGAAUUGCCUUAACGCGCAAUAAAUUAUUGUGGCUUUAAUUACAGCCCCCUCCCCUGGGAUGCUCCAGC
Molecule: messenger RNA, 3443 nt
Organism: Motacilla alba alba
Lineage: Eukaryota; Metazoa; Chordata; Aves; Passeriformes; Motacillidae
Product: copine-5-like
Exons: 21
Coding region: 1146-2873 (575 amino acids)
Biological process (GO): cellular response to calcium ion
Cellular component (GO): plasma membrane
Molecular function (GO): calcium-dependent phospholipid binding
Source: RefSeq, a predicted model, not a curated record